AUGACGCCCGUUGCCUACACAGGAACUGCAUCGGCGUCCUCUGUCCAGGAUGAACCAAGAUCCGCCGAGCAGGUCUAUGCCUCACCACUCCCAACGAAUUCAGCUCUACGUUUUGAGUCUGCUGCAUACUAUCCAGAAGACAUUCUUUGUCCAGGGUCAGACGAAGAGCUUUCCGAGCAAGAAAGGGCAAUGAAGAGGCGGAGAGUCGUUCAGAGGGGCGAGGAAUAUCUUGCAGGGCAUGCGCCUUUCAUGAUGACAGCAGGAUUGAAUGGUCCAUUUGACAACAGCUGGGAAAAUCCAUGGGCGAAGAAGAGGUCGGAAGGCAAGACAGUCAAUGUAGACCGCGUCGAAAGAGCUUCAGCUGCAAUGCGAUCAAACCCCCCGCGUCUUCUCCACUCAGAAGAGUACCACCAAGAGAUUCAGUGGAUACUACGAGUCAAUACACCGACAUAG
This is a messenger RNA of Bacidia gigantensis, 453 nucleotides long. RefSeq lists its product as uncharacterized. The transcript has 2 exons. The coding region runs from base 1 to 453 and encodes 150 amino acids. The record is from RefSeq and is a predicted model, not a curated record. Lineage: Eukaryota; Fungi; Ascomycota; Lecanoromycetes; Lecanorales; Ramalinaceae.